Molecule: messenger RNA, 1829 nt
Organism: Schistosoma haematobium
Lineage: Eukaryota; Metazoa; Platyhelminthes; Trematoda; Strigeidida; Schistosomatidae
Exons: 2
Coding region: 134-589 (151 amino acids)
Source: RefSeq, a predicted model, not a curated record
UACAAAUGCAAACUAGAUAAUGGAAUAAACUGAAGUAGCAAACAAAAUUAAGUUGGUAACCAUAAAUGAACUAUUGUUAGGAUUUAUAUAAUUCAAAAAUAUUUUUAUUGACAAGGAAUAUUCUGGUCAAGAAAUGCCUGUGUGUAUUAACUACGAGGCAGUGAAUGGGCUUGAUAUUCAAUCUCGUGUAAAUAUGAAGGGUGUUUCAACAAGGAAUUACAAAGCAAACAACGAAGCAUGUUGCUCGGAUGCUAUGGUUCAACGAUGGAGUAUUGCUUUGAGUGUCCAUGACUACACGGUUCAGUACAGAAGUGCCAAACAAAUUCAACACGAUGAAUACAUUUCUGGACAAUCAUGUUGGUGGUCAGAGAUAAAUUCAGAUACAUGUCGUAUAGCAAACAAUUGUGAAAAAUAUCAUAAGUCCAGAAAUCAGCGUUCGAAAUUAAGUCCAUGGACAGCAUCAUCUGAGGCCUGGCGGAAAAUUCACCCAGACUAUUGUGGUCCAUUUCUCGGCCAAUACUAUGCACUCGUAAUCAUUGAUUCUGUUUCUGAGUGGCCUGAAGUUUAUCACAACUUCAACAAAUUCUGACCUCACAAUCCAAGCAUUGAGAAAGGUGUUUAGUCGACAAAGAAUUACCUAUGGUGUUAGUGACGGAUAAUGACUCUCGUUUCGCUGCGGAUGCAGUCACUAACUGGUUGAAUGGUAUAGAGCGCAGACAUUUGUUCACUGCUCCCAGGCUUCAUUUUUCUGAUGGCCAGGCAGAAAAUCUUAUCAGGAAAUCGGAAACUGCUAUUAAUUCCAUUGCUACUUCAUUGCUACUUUAAUGAACUGGAGAAAGAAGGAGAUAUAUGUCUACUGCAAUAGAGGAAUGCUAAACAUUCUGUAGCGAGGGAGACCACAUCAAGCUAAUAAAAGGAAGGAUUCUUCGUUCGAAUAUAAGGUGUUUGGAGUCUGCGGAAGUUACAUAUUAUCGUGGAAAUGAUCUUUGACCAGCCACGGGGAUUGCGGUGAAUGUUGGGAAAUGUAUAGUACGAAUUCUAGAUAUCAAUGACUUAAGUCUACACAACCGACACGUUGAUCAAAUACAAUUCCAGGAACCAGGUGAGUCUGAUCCAAUUUCGAUUGUUAAUUCUAAUACUUAUGAGUACAUUCUAGACAAUAAGGAGUCUUAAUCCAGUACACUGUCGAACAGACAUUGGAUGAACUUAAGAAGAGAACGUAUAAUCGAUUGCAAACACUUAGACUCCAAUUUAAGCUGUGGCGGAUGUAUUGUUUUAUGAACUAAAGCUUCCUUUGUACUGGUUGAAUGUUUGAUUUCGAAUUCCAAAUACAGUACAUUCGUUUGUGCAUAUCUAGUACUUCUUAAUUAACUUGCGUUAUUCUUUGGAUUCCUGGUUUAUACUACAACUCAAGUACUUCUAAUUAUCACACCUCUCUGACUAGUGAUCUGUGAAAAUGCAUUCAAAUGCGAAGUGUAUGGAGACUAGAAUAUCAUAUAUUAUCACCGUCAGGAACUGCGCUGGUUGACGUACACGACCUGGUCCCAUUUAAACAGCCAUGUUCACCAAGCUCGGGAGCCCUAUUUUGACCAUUUUCUAAAGUUCACUGCUGGAGAAGUUAACAAGGGAAUAGAAUUCAUUUUAGUGAAUAAGUUGUGCAACUAAGGUUUGAUGGCAAGUUAUAUAAGUAGAGAUUUCGACAAUGUUAUAAGAAGACGAAGGUUAUCGGGAUUAUGUAGUAUAAAAAAGUGUGAUGCUGCCAAACAGAUCGUUUGAUCGCGAAUCCCUUUGGGGACCGAAAAUCUAUACUUAAAACAGCUAGUCUCCUU